This is a messenger RNA of Brienomyrus brachyistius, 3043 nucleotides long. RefSeq names its product solute carrier family 25 member 44a (gene slc25a44a). The coding region runs from base 230 to 1183 and encodes 317 amino acids. Gene Ontology annotation, molecular function: branched-chain amino acid transmembrane transporter activity. The transcript is spliced from 4 exons. Lineage: Eukaryota; Metazoa; Chordata; Actinopteri; Osteoglossiformes; Mormyridae. The record is from RefSeq and is a predicted model, not a curated record. Gene Ontology annotation, biological process: branched-chain amino acid catabolic process. Gene Ontology annotation, cellular component: mitochondrion.
AGAAGCAAUGGCGUCGUGAUCCGUGUGGGAACCGAGUGUGUCGCUGCCUGACAUCGGGUUGGGUUGCACCAGAUAUCGUCGCUGAGUCCCUUCGCCGAGCUUGAUCUUUGCCAUGUGAAGCCUGAUGUGUUUUUAAACGUGGUCAGCUAGCCGUCUAGCUGGCUCGGUGGCCGCAGUUAACGCGACACCAUAAAUGUCAGUCUGAUGCCCGGUACCUCAGGGAGCAAGGAUGCAGCAGAAACGCAACAUCCAGAUCAUCGAGUGGGAGGACUUGGACAAGAAGAAGUUCUACUCCUUCGGUGUGUUUAUGACCAUGACCAUCCGGGCCACCGUGUACCCGGCUACACUCAUCCGCACGCGGCUGCAAGUGCAGAAGGGGAAGUCCCUCUACAAUGGCACCUUUGACGCCUUUUUUAAGAUCCUACGCACAGAGGGCGUGCGCGGACUCUACCGUGGCUUCAUGGUCAACACCUUCACGCUGAUCUCAGGCCAGGCUUACAUCACCACCUACGAACUGGUUCGAAAGUACGUGUCCAGCUACUCCACCAAUAACACCCUCAAGUCAUUGGUGGCAGGUGGCUCUGCUUCCCUGGUGGCUCAGAGCAUCACAGUCCCCAUCGACGUGGUCUCCCAGCAGCUCAUGAUGCAAGGCCAAGGCGCACACCUCACUCGCUUCAGGGUCAAGCCCAAGAUGGCCAUGGCGGCCAGGAAGGACCGCGUUACCUUCGGGCAGACUAGGGACAUCAUCGUUCAGAUCUUCGCGGCUGAUGGCUUCCGGGGAUUUUACAGAGGCUACGUCGCAUCUCUCCUUACGUACAUCCCAAACAGCGCAGUCUGGUGGCCGUUCUACCACUUCUACGCAGAGCAGCUCUCCAAACUGGCACCCAGCGAAUGCCCCCACCUGGUGCUACAGGCCAUGGCUGGGCCUCUGGCGGCUGCUACUGCCUCCACAGUCACCAACCCCAUGGACGUGGUCAGGGCCAGAGUGCAGGUGGAGGGUCGCACCUCAGUCAUCGAGACCUUCAAGCAGCUACUAGCUGAAGAGGGUCUCCUGGGAAUGACCAAAGGCCUGUCGGCCCGGAUAAUUUCUUCGACGCCAACGGCCAUCGUCAUGGUGGUGGGUUACGAGACCUUGAAGAAAUUGAGUCUUCGGCCAGAACUGUUGGACUCAAGGCACUGGUAGAGAGAACUGCGACCCAAUGCUACGUCCUUGGCUCUACUCAACCUGUUGUCCUUUUAAAACUCGGUUGCCUUGUGACGUUUUAACGUGACACUGAGGUGGAGGGGGGUGUGUUUUAUCCUUGUUUGAGGGGGGAAUUUCUUCAAUCAUUUUCUGAAUUGUUUUAGCAAGAUUUCCUCUGAAGAUUUUUUUUUACGCAUUAGUAAAAUAAUUUGAUGUCAAUUUCAGUCACUAAUAGAAAUUCUUCAGCAGGUGUAUAUAUUAAUUAGUGGAAUUUAAAUCUAAAAAUAAGCACAGUAAUUGAUUAGUAGAUGUUCUGGCGAGCUGGUAUCCUUACAUAUGAAAAGGAGUUUCUUGGAUGGUUGAGAUCGCAGGUGACUUGGGGUUUUAAGGGAAGUUAGUAACUGAGAUACAGGACUUCUCUUCUGUCAUGGUUCCCAAAUCUGCUCUGCUAAAUGAAAUCUGAUUUGUAUCAAAUUGUUAGGAAUUUUAUUUUGAUGAAAUCUUGCCCUGUCUACAAGCCUUCGCCAUUGUGACACACAGCAGCAGUUUGGGAGAUGGGACACUGUUGCCAAAAGGUUGGCAUUCCUGGGGCUGGUGUGGAUCCAGCCUCUUGCUUUUUGCACAAGCAGUAUUUCAUAGGGCUUUCUUCUCAGUUAGGAGCGAGGAAAGGUGACACCCUCUAGUGGAGGCUGAGGGUGUGGCAUUUCUGAGACAUUACUCGGUUUUCUAAGCAUUGCAAUGGAGAAAAUGUUUUUUGUUUUGGCUGAAGGGAAAUUAUGCUUUCCUGGAAAAACUGCAAAUAAAUACACGUGCGAUGAAAUGGAUACAUAUAGCAGCGUUGGGUAUCUACUCCCCUCCCCAGCUCACUACCUGUACCUUUCGGGGCAUCACUCCAAGCAGCUGAACCCAGCCUAAUAGCAUUGCUCCAUAUGUUAACACUUCACUGGAUUUCCAGACCCAGUGUUAAUCCCACUGACAUGAAACAACCCCAAAAGAUUUAUUACAUGCCAGUGUCUUCCUCAGAUUUACUCCUGAAUGUAGCUGUAGCCCGUGGAAGUUAAACACUCAUAACUCUUCCCUGAGUCUGCUUGGUCCAAAUACCAAUUACCAAGGGACAACAUCUGUGUUUUGAUUCAGAAAGUGAGGUGUAAAGACUAUGUAACUACUAAAUAUUACACUUUCUAUAUUGUUGGGUGGUAGUUAUUCUUGCUGCAUCCCUGAAGGCCAGGUGUGAUGAAAGGCAGUCACUUAAGGAUCCACAGUGUCAAGUUAGGUGGGGUCCCUCUUAGUGUGAGAUUCGGUCUCUCAGUUUGCAGUACUGAAUAUAUCGUGGGAGUGUCCUCUGUUUGGCUGCUGCCUCCUGAUUGGGUGGCCUUCUGGCUCGCCCCCAAACAUCGACACACGACUCUGGCCCAGCACUCUACAUACUUAAACAUGUCCAUGUCAUGCCCACCCCCUCCAACUUUCCCCAGUGUACAGUACCCAUCACUGAUGUCACUGUGUGCUUCUGUCAGUAUUUGGCAAAAUGCUGGUUUAAUUUUUCCAUGUAGUGUCAGUAUUCACUCUGUAGAGGGCGCACAAUGUAAGGUACACUGUAAACCCCUUUAAAUUACUUCCUCCUCUGUUACUAACCAUCCACCACAAAUACUGCUGCCUCCCUCUGUUUCCGCUUCAUCUAGCCUACAUUCUGUAUGUACAAUUAAGUAUUUACAUUAUUUUGGUAAGUGUAGGUUACACUGACACUUUUUUCAUUUUAGGACAAUGAACCCUAUUUGUAUAAUAAGGUUACAUUUGUCGUGAAACUGUACACAAUUUUCCAAGAUGCAUUGUUACUUUAUUCUAAUAAAGGUGUAGAUAUUG